Molecule: messenger RNA, 967 nt
Organism: Formica exsecta
Lineage: Eukaryota; Metazoa; Arthropoda; Insecta; Hymenoptera; Formicidae
Product: facilitated trehalose transporter Tret1-2 homolog
Exons: 4
Coding region: 26-886 (286 amino acids)
Biological process (GO): transmembrane transport
Cellular component (GO): membrane
Molecular function (GO): transmembrane transporter activity
Source: RefSeq, a predicted model, not a curated record
AAUUCGCCAGGUUCUAGUAGGAGAAAUGGCGUACCCUAGCUUACGUGGCUUUCUACUAAUCGGUUCGUUCGCCUCGUACUGUCUCGGUAUCCUGCUGGUUUACGCUUUGGGAGCAUCUUUUAAUUGGGACAUUGUGGCCUUUAGCGGCGUCGUGCUUCCUAUUAUAGCUUUUAUCGCUCUCUGUUUGGUGCCCGAAAGUCCGGCCUGGCUCGUUAGACGGAAGAGAGAUGAAGAAGCCAAGAAGGCCCUUUUAUGGCUCAGAGGUGGCGAUAUAGAGCAGAUGAAUGCCGAAAUAGCUCUCUUGAAUACGGGGAUGAGAACGGAUCUGACUGAGAAGCCUGUAAAUGUCUCGCUGAAGAAAAGGAUCUCCUCGGUGAUGUCCACUGUACGAGAUCCGGGCGUGCUGAAACCAUUGAUUAUCAUUAACGUAUUCAAUAUUCUUCAAUUGAGCAGCGGAACGUACAUUAUCGUGUUCUACGCCGUCGAUAUGAUGAAGGAUAUCGGCGGCGGCGAAGUCGAUAAUUAUUUGGCGGCCGUGGUGACGGCAAUCAUCAGAUUUAUCUUCUCCAUUGUAUCUUGCGUUGUUCUACUUAAAAUGGGCAGGCGAUCCUUAGGUAUCAUUUCGGCGCUAGGCACGUCCUUGGCUUCGUUGACUCUCGCGGGAUACAUGAUCGCCCGGAAGGAGGAAUCUUCCGUAGACGCUUAUGUGUUAGCCGUAUGUUUGUUAUUUUACGUCGGUGCGAACACCGUGGGUCUGCUGACGCUUCCUGGACUGAUGACCGGCGAACUAAUGCCCCUAAGGGCUCGAGGUAUCGGUGGCGGAUGCAUCUUCUUCGUCUACAAUCUACUUUUGUUCUUCAUUACCAAGUGCUUCCCAUGGGUAUAAUAUUUAAAAUUAAUAUUUAUAUUAUAUUUACAAAAGUUGAUUAUAAAAAAUACCGCGUGUGCAAGAUGAAAAUCUUAAAAA